UGGAAUGUUAGCAGGUGUUUCAGUUGAAGAAAACUGCAUGCAAAUGGCAAACAUUGAAAAACAAAAACAGCAGAUCACACUGAUUUUGUCCAAAAAAGAAAAAAAAGAUGGCAAAACAGCUUCUUAAGCAAUGGCAAAGUGACAAAUGAGGAACAGCUCUGGCAUGCAUGUCUGACCAAAUCUGAAACGCCAGUGGAGUUGUAUGAAACCUCAAACUCUGUUUUUGUGCAGAAGGUUGAACAUGGAAACAUUUGUCCAUAAUGAAGAACCUGAGAUAUCUAUGGAACAUUUGAACAUCCCUAAAGCACCAGCACAGAUUUCUUCCUUAAAGAACCGCAAUGCUGCAGAGUCUGGAAAUAAGCUGUACAUGCUGGUGGGCGUAGGAUUUGGAUUCCUGUGCAUCCUGCAAGUUGCUGUCAACAUUUCCCUCCGUCUUUCUCACUACAGCUCUGAUCACCAACCAGCUCUUAGGACCAGAUGCACAAACCUGAGUGAUGAGAGAGAUGAGCUGCGAAUCCAGAUGAAACAUUUUGAUGACCUUUUCCAACAAGGAUGGAUAUAUUUCAGCCAUAGGUUUUACUACGUGUCUCCAAUCAAGAAAAACUGGCAGGAGAGCCAAGAUGACUGUCUGGCAAGAGACGCACACCUGGUGAUAAUCAACAGCAAUGAAGAGCAGGAAUUCUCAAAAAUAUUCAACAGACCUUUGUGGAUUGGACUGACUGACAGAGAGACUGAGGGAAUAUGGAAAUGGGUGGAUGGGACUCCACUCACUAUAAGAUUCUGGAAUGCAGGACAAGCGAAUCAUCACCAUGGAGAAACUCAAGACUGUGUAGAAAUAGCUGAACCACCCAGACUGUUGUUCUUCUUGCAUCAAGGAAAUGAUUGGAACGAUGUGCCAUGUGGAAAACAAAACUUCUGGAUGUGUGAAAAGACACAGCAUGUAAACCUAAAAUGAUAAAAAUCACUGCGCUAAAUCUGAGAAAUGUUAUGAGAAUGACUGUCUACCAGGCUUAUCCCCAAGUUCGAACUGUUUUUGUCUUAGUUUCAGAAGGGCAUU
This is a messenger RNA of Thalassophryne amazonica, 1057 nucleotides long. RefSeq names its product CD209 antigen-like protein C. The record is from RefSeq and is a predicted model, not a curated record. Gene Ontology annotation, cellular component: external side of plasma membrane. Bases 203 to 955 code for a protein of 250 amino acids. NCBI's taxonomy places the organism in Eukaryota, Metazoa, Chordata, Actinopteri, Batrachoidiformes, Batrachoididae. The transcript is spliced from 6 exons. Gene Ontology annotation, biological process: biological process involved in interspecies interaction between organisms. Gene Ontology annotation, molecular function: D-mannose binding; fucose binding.